GUUAAAAAACCUUUAGUUAUAAAAACCAAAGACUUUGUGAAGAAGACCUAAAAUGGCAACCUUAAACCAGAAUCAAAGUUUUAACCAAAAGUUCCAAUACACACUUGACCAUACCAGACUCACUCCAGAACAGAGACAAUUUUACGAAGAAAAUGGAUUUCUGGUCAUAAAGAAACUGGUUUCUCCUCAAAAAUUGAAACUAUAUAGUGACAGAUUUGAAGCAAUCUGCAGAAAACAGGUGCAGGUACCAGGAAUGGUGAUGAUGCGUGACAUUGCCAUAACAACAUCAGAAUUUAUUCCUGGAGAGAAGGCCAUUGCUAAAGUUCAGGAUUUCACUCAUGAUGAUGUUCUUUUUGAGUACUGCUGUCUUCCAGAGAUUGUUGAUUAUGUAGAGUGUUUCACUGGUCCAGAUAUUACAGCUGUUCAUACUAUGUUUAUUAACAAACCCCCAGAUACAGGAAGUAAAUCAUCCAGACAUCCCAUGCAUCAGGACCUGCACUACUUCCCGUUCCGACCAGCUGAUAAGAUCGUGUGUUCUUGGACUGCCAUAGUUCCUGUUAAUCGACAGAAUGGUUGUCUGGUAGUGGUUCCUGGAAGCCAUAAAGGAGAAUUACUGCCUCAUGUAUACCCAGAUUGGAAGAACGGCGUCAAUAAAAUGUACCAUGGAAUACAGAAUUAUGAUCCUAACCAACCUCGAGUACAACUGGAAAUGGAGCCUGGAGACACAGUGUUCUUUCACCCCAUACUGAUACAUGGCUCUGGCACCAAUAAAACCAAACAUUUCAGAAAGAGUAUAUCUUGUCAUUAUGCAGCCAGUGACUGUGAUUAUAUAGAUAUCAGUAGUCUGUCGACUAAGUAUCUGGCCCAGGAAGUUGCAGAGAUAGCAAAGAAGAGAGUGGGACAAGAUGUUGAUAUAUCCUACCAGGAUCUUUGGAGAUUAAGAAGUAGAAGAGUAAAAGGAAAAGAGGAUCUUCCCAUGAGCAGAUUAUGAAUCGCCACAUCUUUUAAACUGGGGCCCUAUACGCAACACUUUAGGGUCUAUUGCUAGAAUCAACAACCAAUUAUAAUGAAAAUCAAAAGAUCCAAUGAACAACUUAGAACUGGGGCUUGGGAAUACUUCUAGGGUCUAUUGCAAGAAACAACAACCAAUUAUAAUGAAAAUCAUAAGAUAAAUACAACAAAUUAGAGCCGGGGGCCCUAUUUAAGGAACAAUUUCAGGGUAUGUUUUCAGAAAUAACUAAUGAUAAUCUUAAGAUCCAAUGAACAACUUGGAACUAGGGGCUCUAUUAGGAACACUUCUAGGGUCUAUUGCAAGAAAGAACAACUUAUAAUAAUGAAAAUCAGAAGAUUCAUUGCCAAGGGCUUGGUCCAGAGAAUCAAAUGAUUAUAUUUCAGGACAAUUGAAAUUGAAAGUAAAUUGAAAGUGAAUUGAAAUACACUGAUAUGUCAAACACUGUGAUUAAUUUUAAAUCCAUUGUCAUUAACCAAUCGGAAGACUCAAACCAUUCCGAGUCCAGUUUCUGUGAAUUUUCUCCAGGUCUUGCCCGAAUUCAGGAACAACUUGAAGCAUUAAUUGUGAUAUAUAUCUUAAUUAUUUUUUGUUAACCAGGGAAAAGUUUUCUUCACAAAUGCUAAGGUAUUAUGAACUUUAUAAGACACGAGUUAGUAAUAUAUUGUCACAAUGAAGAUGGUUAGAUGGGUAAAUGUGUGAAUUUAAAGCCUAAUGUUAAUUUUUCUUUGAAUAAAGAUUACCUUUACACGG
Messenger RNA from Lottia gigantea (owl limpet), 1762 nucleotides. RefSeq lists its product as hypothetical. The transcript is spliced from 8 exons. Lineage: Eukaryota; Metazoa; Mollusca; Gastropoda; Lottiidae. The record is from RefSeq and is a predicted model, not a curated record. Gene Ontology annotation, biological process: fatty acid alpha-oxidation. The coding region runs from base 53 to 991 and encodes 312 amino acids. Gene Ontology annotation, molecular function: phytanoyl-CoA dioxygenase activity.